AUGAGCGGCGGCAGGGGCAGCAGCAGUAGUUACAGUAAUAAUAAUAUUAUUAAUAAUAAUAAUAGUAAUGACGGAAGUGACGAGCGGUUGUUGUUUCUAAGAGGUGUGGGAGAGCGCAACGAGAUCGGCGUUCCCUCUAAAUUCAAGUCCGCACACUACAAGAAGCCCGCUAGAAGACACAAGUCUGCCAGACAAUUGGUCUCGGACGAAAAUAAACGGAUCAAUGCCUUGCUGAGCAAGGCUAACAAGGCCGUCGAAGGCUCCGGAACCGCCAAGCGGCUUGUGUCCAAGGUAACCUACUUCAGCGUGGAGGCCCCACCGUCCAUCAGGCCCGCCAAGAAGUACUGCGACGUCACAGGGUUGAAGGGCCUCUACAAGUCGCCCACAAACAACAUUCGGUAUCAUAACGCGGAGGUCUACCAGUUGAUCGUGAAGCCGAUGGCGCCCGGUGUGGACCAGGAGUACCUGAAGUUGAGAGGCGCCAACUUUGUCCUCAAAUAG
Messenger RNA from Saccharomyces kudriavzevii IFO 1802, 501 nucleotides. RefSeq names its product Ies6p (gene IES6). Bases 1 to 501 code for a protein of 166 amino acids. Lineage: Eukaryota; Fungi; Ascomycota; Saccharomycetes; Saccharomycetales; Saccharomycetaceae. Gene Ontology annotation, biological process: chromatin remodeling. Gene Ontology annotation, cellular component: Ino80 complex. The record is from RefSeq and is a predicted model, not a curated record. The transcript has a single exon.